This is a messenger RNA of Drosophila ficusphila, 3055 nucleotides long. RefSeq names its product chitooligosaccharidolytic beta-N-acetylglucosaminidase (gene Hexo2). NCBI's taxonomy places the organism in Eukaryota, Metazoa, Arthropoda, Insecta, Diptera, Drosophilidae. Gene Ontology annotation, biological process: ganglioside catabolic process; glycosaminoglycan metabolic process; carbohydrate metabolic process. Gene Ontology annotation, cellular component: membrane. The record is from RefSeq and is a predicted model, not a curated record. Gene Ontology annotation, molecular function: beta-N-acetylhexosaminidase activity. The transcript has 3 exons. The coding region runs from base 1067 to 2923 and encodes 618 amino acids.
CAAAUAUUUUAUAAACAAAACAGUUUAAACGUGUUCAAUCAUUUUAACAGAUCUCCUGCUAUAUUAAACCGAUUUGCCAUGGCCUAUACGUUUUCAACAGUUAAUUGCCGCUUGUUUAAUACAAAAUUAGCAUGAGUUGUGGAUAUUACAAUGUUCUUAAUCAAAGAAUUGAUUUUUGUAAUGUAUUGACUAACUAAGAAAUAAAUGGAAAGCUAUUGUUAUUUUUUUGUAUCUUACAGAUAAAAUCAUUUUAUAGAGAGUUUCCGUCUUUUGGGUGCAUAAUUUUGCGCUUCUUCUUCCAGUUUUGCUCGUUGGCAGUUUGAAGCCACCGAUAUCAUUGUUGUUGCGGCGGUUCUUGCACCGCAUAUAUAUUUUCCAUUUUAUCACCCAUUCCACCACUUCCGUAUGUGGGCCACUCACCAGGGGGCGGGGUAUUAUGCAGAGAGUGGGGGAUAUGCUGAUUCCAGAGCUCUGCACGCAGAGAAAAUGCAGCUAGUUGUCUAGGAAAAAUUUCAACUUCAUUUGGUAUUGCCUUUGUAAGAGCCAAUCUAUGUAAAUGUAAAGGUCUAUGAAUAUAUCAAACUGAUAUAAGAAAAGUUUUCAAAAAUAUACAAUACAACAAUACAACAACAGCAUAUAUAGGAAAAUUAAAUAAUUUUAAAAAACAUUAAAGGAUUGUUUCGAUUAAAUGCUGCAUCUUAAAAUAGGAAUAUUUACUAAAUCCAAUAUCUUGUUUUUUAUCGCAAAGGAACCAUUUUUUUUUUUUGCUGUGUAACGCUCUUUUUAUCCACUCUCUCUCGUUUCAAUUGGCGAUAAGCUCGGCUCUCGCGGAUGUGGCUGUUGUUGUUGUUGCUGCCGCUGCUGCGCUGCAAGUGAAAUUUCGCCGGAUUUAUUUUAUUCGUACUUCCCCCGUCGCUAUUUCGAUUUCAGUUUUGUUGUGCUCGGCGAGCGGAGCGGUGUGCGGUGCACACACACAUGGGCAGGCUCAGAUACACGAAUAAAAAAAUAAAACAAAAAACAAUAUAAAAGCGGGCGGCGUAGCCGAGGAAACCGUUAGAAAGGAACGAUGCGGUUCAGCGGCUACAACCGUUAUCAGCGCUUCAGCUUCGCAUUAGGCUCGCUUUUGCUCUGCUUCGCGGUCGGCGCUGCGUUAACGCGGGCAGAUGAAGUCGACAGCGACGUCGACGGCGGCAGCGUCAGCAGAAAGUGGGUCUGCAGUCGGACGGACAUCUGCACCUCGGAGGCGGAAAAGGUGGCCGGACUGCAGUACGGACCGGAGUUGUUCGAGAGCCAGAAGGACUGCCGCCUCUCCUGCGGGAAGUUCGGCGCCAUCUGGCCGAUGCCGACCGGCCAGGAGUGCUCCAUCGCGCACGGACGCGUGCGGUUCGAUCCGUGGCGGGUGCGGUUCCGAGUGGCGGCGCCCGGGGAGGCGGCCACCCAGUUCCUGCGCGAGACGAACCGCCUGUUCGUGACCAAUCUGCUGAAGGAGUGCAUCCGCAACUGCACGCUGGCGGAGAGCAAGCAGAUCCUGGUCAGGUCGACGGUGGCCAACGAGAGCCUGCUCCUCGACUGGUCCACCGACGAGAGCUACGCCAUGGUGGUCCGCUCCACGGACACCGCCACCUUUGUGGACAUCCAGGCGGAGACGGUCUACGGUGCUCGCCACGCCUUCGAAACGCUGAGCAACCUGGUCACCGGGAGCCUCUCCAACGGUCUGCUGAUGGCCGCCUCGGCGAACAUCAGCGAUCGCCCCGCCUUUCCGCAUCGCGGAGUGCUCCUGGACACGGCGAGGAACUUCGUCCCGCUGAAGUUCAUCCGGAGCACGUUGGAUGCGAUGGCGGCCAGCAAGUUGAAUGUGCUCCACUGGCACGUGGUGGACACGCACAGCUUCCCGCUGGAGAUCACUAGGGUGCCGGAGAUGCAGCGGUACGGGGCGUACUCCUCCUCGCAGACCUACUCCCGCCAGGAUGCACUCAAUCUGGUGAAGUACGCCCGGCUGCGCGGCAUCCGCAUCCUGAUCGAGAUCGAUGGUCCCUCGCACGCGGGCAACGGAUGGCAGUGGGGUCCGGCCGCCGGAUUGGGCAACAUGUCCGUGUGCCUGAACCAAUCGCCCUGGAGGAGAUUCUGUGUGCAGCCGCCGUGUGGCCAGCUGAAUCCGCUGAACGAUCACAUGUACGCCGUGCUGAAGGAGAUCUUCGAGGACGUGGCCGAGGUGGGGGCACCCGAGGAGACCCUCCACAUGGGCGGCGACGAGGUGUUCCUGCCCUGCUGGAACAACACCGACGAGAUCCGCGACGGGAUGCGGGCCCGCGGCUUCGAUCUCAGCGAGCAGAGCUUCCUCCGCCUGUGGUCGCAGUUCCAUCAGCGGAACCUCAACGCCUGGGACGAGAUCAACGAGCGGAUGUAUCCGGGCGUCAAGGAGCCCAAGUCGGUGAUCAUCUGGUCCAGCCACCUCACCAAUCCCAAGUACAUCGAGGCGUACCUGCCCAAGGAGCGGUUCAUCAUCCAGACGUGGGUGGAGUCGCAGGACGCGCUCAAUCGGGAGCUGCUGCAGAAGGGCUACCGCCUGAUCGUGUCCACCAAGAAUGCCUGGUACCUGGACCACGGAUUCUGGGGCAGCACCUCCUACUACAACUGGCGCACGGUGUACUCCAGUGGCAUGCCACUCGGACGCAGCCGGGACCAGGUUCUCGGCGGCGAGGUGUGCAUGUGGAGCGAGUACGUCGAUCAGAAUUCGCUGGAAUCGCGCAUUUGGCCGCGGGCAGGAGCAGCCGCCGAACGUUUGUGGUCGAAUCCGAAGUCGUCGGCGGUGUUGGCGCAGCGGAGGUUCUAUCGCUAUCGGGAGCGACUCCUGGCCAGGGGCAUCCAUGCGGACGCGGUCAUACCCCACUGGUGCGUCCUCCACGAGGGACAGUGCCUUUGAUCCAGUUUAGCAGCAGCAGCAGCAGCAGCAGCAGCAGCAGCAGCAGCAGCACGUUGUACAUACCUUUCCGUGAAUGUUACUCUAUUCAUCAGCUAUUGCCCCAUAAAGAUAAAGAUCUGUUUUUAAUCCAAA